Messenger RNA from Drosophila grimshawi, 1527 nucleotides. RefSeq names its product short-chain dehydrogenase/reductase family 16C member 6. Bases 177 to 1163 code for a protein of 328 amino acids. The transcript has 4 exons. NCBI's taxonomy places the organism in Eukaryota, Metazoa, Arthropoda, Insecta, Diptera, Drosophilidae. Gene Ontology annotation, molecular function: oxidoreductase activity, acting on the CH-OH group of donors, NAD or NADP as acceptor. Gene Ontology annotation, cellular component: lipid droplet. The record is from RefSeq and is a predicted model, not a curated record.
UGUAUUGUGUGUGUUUGUCUUGAACACUAUUCGCAUACCAAAUUCAAACUGCUCCCCACACGUGUUUGGCAGCGAAUUACGAUUUAUGUUUUAUAAUUACAAGGCCUCAAAGACUGUGCCUUAAAGUUCAUAAUUCACAUCGAUCAUUAUCUCGGUUUUUGCAAAUUGUAUACAAUAUGAUCAAUACUGCCACGCCCCCUGGCUUAUUGCAUAUGGAUAAGCCAUGGUCGGCUUUCUAUCAAAUUUUCAUGGAUUUAAUUGUGUUCGCAUUGAAAUCUAUUUUCUAUAUAUUGGAAUCGAUAUAUUAUACAAUACUGCCGCAGCGCUUUAGAAAGUUGAAGAACAUCUCCGGGCAGGUGGUGCUCAUCACAGGUGGAGGUGGCGGUGUGGGCCGCUUGAUAGCGCUCAACUUUGCUCGGCUGGAGGCACUCAUCGUCAUCUGGGACAUCAACCAAGAAGCCAUCAAGACGACGGUGGAUCUGCUGGCGCGGCAUGGCUACAACAAUUGCAAGGGUUAUGUGGUGGACAUAUCGGAUCGGGAGCAGGUCUAUCAACGUGCCGCGCAAAUCACCGAGGAUGUCGGUCAUGUGGACAUAUUGAUCAACAAUGCGGGCAUUGUGUGCUGCAAACCCUUCUGGGAGCUCCACGAUCGCGUCAUCCAAAACACCUACAACAUUAAUAUCAUCUCACAUUAUUGGACUGUUAAGGCUUUUCUGCCCCACAUGAUGCGUCACAAUCGUGGACAUAUUGUUACCGUAGGCUCCGUGACGGGCAUGUUGGGCACUUACGGUUGCAGUGAUUAUGCUGCCACCAAAUACGCCUGUAUCGGUUUCCAUGAGAGCCUGCUGACGGAUCUGAAGGCCCAUGGCUAUGAUCGCAUCCAGAUGAGUCUGAUUUGUCCGUAUUACAUUAAUACGGGCAUGUUUGCCGGCGUCAAGCCGCGCAUGUUGCCCAUGCUGGAGCCACAAUAUGUUGCAGAUCGCAUCGUCGGCGCUGUCCGCCGUAAUGAGAUCUGGUGCGUUCUGCCCAACUCCAUACGCCUGUUGACUCCGCUUAAAUGCUUGUUGCCAGCCAAAGUGUGCUGGGAGCUGAUGUCGCGUGUUAUGCGUGGUCCAGAGUCCAUGAUGAUGUUCCAGGGACGUGGUCGAGUCGCCGCCGGCUAGCAAAGCACUCCUUUAAUCUAUAUAAAUAAUAAUAAUAAUUAUAAUAGUUGUUAAAUGUUAUUGUAUUUAAAAUGGUGGUUUAAUUUGGAUUGGAUUGCUUCCCAGUUUCUUGAGACUGCAUCGAAAAUGAGAAAAAGGCAACAUAUUUUUGGGAUUGACGACUUUCGGCAAGCCUAUCUAAUUCAUAGAAAUUUUUUUUUCUCAUAUUUAGAAAUUAUUUAAAAAAACAAGAUACAUUUUGGAGCUAAGUCUGCUAACUGCGAUAGAUCUGCUUAGAAAGGAGUUUCUCAUGGCGCUUAGUCUUUAUGGGAUUCCAACACCGUGCUUAGUCUCCUCCUGAAAUAAAAGAAGUCUUUAGAUGUUU